Sinocyclocheilus rhinocerous is the source of this 2691-nucleotide messenger RNA. Its product is annotated as ADP-ribosylation factor-binding protein GGA3-like. Gene Ontology annotation, cellular component: trans-Golgi network. Gene Ontology annotation, biological process: protein localization to cell surface; intracellular protein transport; Golgi to plasma membrane transport. Lineage: Eukaryota; Metazoa; Chordata; Actinopteri; Cypriniformes; Cyprinidae. The record is from RefSeq and is a predicted model, not a curated record. Gene Ontology annotation, molecular function: small GTPase binding; ubiquitin binding; phosphatidylinositol binding. The transcript is spliced from 16 exons.
AGCUAUGCAACUGUGUGAUCAUGGCGGAUCCGGGAGGAGAGUCACUGGAGUCAUGGCUAAACAAAGCCACCAAUCCUUCCAACAGACAGGAGGAGUGGGAGUACAUCAUUGGGUUCUGCGACCAAAUCAAUAAAGAACUUGAGGGCCCACAGAUCUCGGUCAGAUUAUUAGCACAUAAAAUCCAGUCGCCUCAAGACUGGGAAUCAUUACAAGCACUAACUGUUUUAGAAGCUUGCAUGAAGAACUGUGGGAGAAGAUUUUAUAACGAAGUUGGAAAAUUUAGAUUUUUAAAUUAACUCAUCAAAGUAGUUUCACCAAAGUAUUUGGGAGACAGAGUAUCUGAACGAGUGAAGACUAAAGUAAUAGAGUUGCUUUACAGCUGGUCAGUUGCGUUACCCGAUGAGGCAAAGAUCAUAGAGGCCUAUCAAAUGCUAAAGAAGCAAGGCAUUGUAGCACAAGACCCAGUGAUUCCUGUGGACAAGACCCUCAUUCCCUCGCCAAAGCCCAAGAAUCCAGUGUUUGACAAUAAGGAAAAGACUAAGCGUCUUGCAGAACUUCUUAAAAGUAAAAAGCCAGAGGAUCUUCAAGAAGCCAACCGCAUUAUCAAAAACAUGGUCAAAGAGGAUGUGGUUCUACAGCAGAAAGUUUCCCAUCGUGUCAGCAUCCUAGAGGAGGUGAACAACAGUGUAAAGCUCCCUAAUGAAAUGCUAAGUCAUUUCAAAAGAGAUGAGUCAACGCAAGAAGACAAAGAACUUCUAAAGGAUCUGUAUAAUGACUGUGACAAACUUAGAACUGCUGUCUUCAGACUUGCCACUGAGACAGAUGAUGAUGACAGUGCCUUAGGUGAUAUUUUGCACGCUAGUGAUGAUCUCUCACGAGUCAUCAACUCCUAUAAAAAGAUUGUUGAAGGACAGACCAUUAUGAUUGACUUGCCAGGAUCAACCGCUUCAGAACUUGGAGCUCAGCCUUCCUCUUCCAACACGUCCUAUGGGUCAAGUUUCCAGAUCAGUCCUCCACCAAGCCAGCUUCCCAGCAGUUUUUCUCUUCUAGAUGACAAACUUGGUUCAUUAGACCUUACUAAUCUGGACUCAAACUCAAGCAAGUCAGCAGAAAGGAAUACAAAAGAAGCUCCAAGCAAUCAGUGGAUUUCUUCACAAAGCUUUGCGCCAGACAGCCCUCUCUUCAGAUCCCUCUCUCCAACCUGGCCCACCAGUCAGUCACCCUCAGGCUCGGAUAUCUCCCUGACCAGUGUCUUUGUCCAACUGGAGGCCAUUAAACCAAGUAAGGAGGGUCCAGUGACAGCCUACGAUAAGGAUGGUGUUCACGUGUUGCACUUUGCUACUGACCACCCGCUUGGUCGCCCUGAUGUUCUGGUGAUUGUGGUGUCAAUGCUGAACACAGCACCUCUGUUGGUGAGGAACAUAGUGCUUCAGGCUGCUGUGCCAAAGUCUAUGAGAGUGAAGCUGCAGCCCCCUUCUGGAACAGAAAUGACCCCUUUUAACCCCUUCAUGCCCCCCAGUUCCAUCACUCAGAUCAUGCUGCUGGCUAACCCACUGAAGGAGAAAGUGAGAAUGAGGUACAAGUUGACAUUCAUCCUUGGAGAUCGACAGGUCACAGAGUCUGGAGAGAUAGACAAGUUCCCUCCAGUGGAAAGAUGGGGUCAUUUAUAGCUGUGUAAGUGUUAAUACUCAUGAAGACAAAUAAAAAAAACACUGUGUACGUGCAUGGAUGAGCCGUCAGCAGUGUCACAAAGAGAUUUUAUGUCCAGGACUUUACCUUUGACACGCUGGGUGAUAAACCCAAUCUCUGAGUAAUCCCACAAAUGUCUUGAUGUAUUGGUCUUGGUCAUUAGGUGCUGUCGUUAUUAAUAUAAAUAUGUUGCCUAUGAGUGUUUGAGUCAUAAUUUAAUUGUUAGCCACCACUAAACUAUUCAACUCAUACCUCACCCUGAAUGCAGUGGAGGGUUAAUGUGAUAGCACUGGACAUGUUACAUCUUUUCUUUCAAUCCGUUUUCCCUUGAUGUGAUGCAUCAGUUGUGUUUUUGUGCUUUGUGAAUUCUAUGGAUGUAUUUCAUUACUAUUUAUCAGAUUUGUGGUGUUUGACAUGGCUGGCCUCAAUGGUUUAAAGCCAAAUUUAAUUUGGUUUACAUCAGAUAACAUUAAGUCACACAAAAUGGUGCAACGCAUACUUUGAAUUCUGUGUUUUUGGAUGUAUGCAAAGUAUCGGUUUCACUUUAUUUCCUUUUUUACACAUCUGGAAGGAAUCACUUAUAUACAGUGUUUUUCUGAUUUCUGUCUUUUUGUAUAUAAUUGGACAGGAAGUUGUUUUGAUGUUUUAAAAAGACAAACUUUACAUUUUGGGGUUAUUGAAGAUGCCAUUAUUUAUAUUAUAAACUUUGACUGUUAAAAGUUGUGUUUGCAGUGUGGUCUUAUGGAAGGAAUGAAAGCCUUUUCCCCCUUCUCUUUAAUUUUUUUUAAAUGGCUUUUUUUUUUUUACGGCAGGUUGGAUGUGUCUAGUAGUGUAUUUUACUGAAUGAUUGUGUGUGUGUGUGUGUGUGAGAGAGAGAGAGAUGGGAAAAAAAUCAUAUAAAUAAAACUGACUUUCUGAAUUAUUUCUGAGAAGAGCUUCUUAAAUCUUCCGAUGAUGCUGUUCUUUUUAGAUUUUAAAGGAAAAUCUUCAAUUGAAUGCAAU